Molecule: messenger RNA, 1753 nt
Organism: Branchiostoma belcheri (Belcher's lancelet)
Lineage: Eukaryota; Metazoa; Chordata; Leptocardii; Amphioxiformes; Branchiostomatidae
Product: retinol dehydrogenase 12-like
Exons: 7
Coding region: 101-1048 (315 amino acids)
Source: RefSeq, a predicted model, not a curated record
UUUGACCUGUCGCACCACCAUCUGGAAGCACCCUUGCACUUUGGUUUUACUACAGGUGGGCGUCAUACUAGUAUUUUGCUGCUAACUGGAACAGACAACGAUGGAGUGGUAUCUAGUGCUGCUGGUGGUUGUGUUCUUGCUUGUGGUGCUGCAGAAAUGGUGGACUGGGCGGUUUGGGUACUGCAAGAGCCAAGCAGAUAUGAGGGGCAAAACUGUCAUCAUCACUGGAGCCAAUACUGGUAUAGGUAAGGCGACUGCCCUUGAGCUGGCCCGCAGACAUGCGCGGGUUAUUCUAGCCUGUCGGAACAGGAACAAGGCUGAAGCAACCAGGGAUGACAUCAUCAAAAUUACAGGUAACACAUCUGUUCUUGUGAAGGAGGUUGACUUGAGUAGUCUGGCUUCUGUCAGGACUUUUGCUCAGGACAUCUACAAAGAAGAACCUCAACUUGAUGUACUAAUCAACAAUGCUGGGACGACAGGUCCAGCCAAGAGGACUCUCACAGAAGAAGGAUUGGAGCUUACGUUUGCCGCCAACCAUUUUGGCCAUUUUCUUCUCACCAACCUCCUACUGGAUCUUCUGAAGAAGUCCUCUCCCAGUCGCAUCGUGAACGUGGCGUCCAUGGCACACCUGUGGGGGAAGGUGGAUUUUGACAACCUGAGCGGGGAGAAGUGGUACCAUGAGGGGCGGGCGUACUGCGACAGUAAACUCAUGAACAUCCUGUUCACAAGGGAACUCAGCAACAGGCUGGUGGGAACAGGUGUGACGGUGAAUGCUCUACAUCCUGGCACUGUGCAGUCAGAACUGUUCCGCAGCGCUCCUUGGUUCAUUAAAGUGCUGUUUCAUAGGAUCCUGAAGCCAUAUUUGAAGACUCCGUACCAGGGAGCGCAGUGUUCUAUCUACUGUGCCGUGUCUGAAGACAUGGCCAGAGUGUCGGGCCAGUAUGUCUGUGACUGCCGUAUCCAGGACCCCGCCAAACAUGGCAUGGACGAGGGAACAGCCAAGAAGCUAUGGGAAGUGAGCGAGAGACUGACAGGGCUAGCUUCUUAAAGACUUCUGACAGAGAAAGCUGGGCUUCUUAAAGACUUUCCUAGACUUAGGGGCUCCCGCGUCUCGUGACACAUGAGGCAGUCAAUGUAGCCCAGCUUCCUCUGUCAGCAGCCAGCCUCAAGGCUUCCUUCCAGCUCAUGCUGACUGCUUGAGGGUCCCUCUCGACUGGAUCAAGGGUAAUCUACUACUAAACUGCUAUCUACGUAAUUGUUUUGUUCUGGUUAUUGUUAUUGUUAGGGUGGGUUGGCUACUCUCUCUCCUUGCAGCCAAGGGCUGACUUGUGAGGAACUUUGAAAGGCUGACAGGGCUAGUUUCGUAAAGGAUAAAGUGUAAUCUACUAUCAAAGGGUUAAUGCCCCGACCCGAGGUGUAUAUGGUGAGAUAAUCCCUGGUCAGGUGCAAUAACCACCGAAUAUAUAAACCACCAAGUGAGCGUAGCGAAGUGUCUACCUCGGCCUGAUAGCGAAGUGUCUACCUCGGCCUGAUAACCAAUGGGAAAUGGAGCCUUUUGAUUGGUCAACGGCUACUGGCUAUAUGAUAAUAAACGGUAAUCUACAUAGUUAUAGAGCUACAUAGGUACAUAGGGAUAAUCAAUGACCAGUCGCGUCAAAACGUAAUCUCGCGAGAGUUACGUUUACAGAAACGUGACCUUACUUCAAUUCAGCCACACAUGUGCAAUUUCAAAGUUGACAAUAAACUAUUAUUA